This is a messenger RNA of Lepus europaeus (European hare), 3299 nucleotides long. RefSeq names its product adhesion G protein-coupled receptor F4 (gene ADGRF4). NCBI's taxonomy places the organism in Eukaryota, Metazoa, Chordata, Mammalia, Lagomorpha, Leporidae. Bases 209 to 2290 code for a protein of 693 amino acids. Gene Ontology annotation, biological process: G protein-coupled receptor signaling pathway; cell surface receptor signaling pathway. The transcript has 10 exons. Gene Ontology annotation, molecular function: G protein-coupled receptor activity. The record is from RefSeq and is a predicted model, not a curated record. Gene Ontology annotation, cellular component: membrane.
CUUGGUUCUCACUGGAGCCUCCUGGACUGCCUUUCAAAAAUUGGAGAAGAUGGGUCACAGCCACUAACCAGGGUGCUGUAGGAGGUGCCUGUGUGGGCACUCGUGAUGGUGGGGCACCAUGGUGGGGAACUCAGCGCUGAUCUUCCUGCUGGGUGAUUCUUCACCUCAGGGUUGCUAGAUCUUCUGGAUGCCGUGAAGAUACUAAUGCAUGAAAAUGAAGGCUCAGGCAACUUUCAUUUGCUGUUUAGUAUUAUUUCUGGCCACAGAAUGUUCCCACCAUAGACCCAAGAUUCACAUAAAAAAUGGAGAUAAACCUCAAAGCCCUGAAAGGAAUCCUAAGACUGGAAGGAUACAAGAGAAAUGCCAUGGAUCUUGCAGUUCUCCUUCCAACUGCAGCCAGCCCUGCGGUAAACACUUUCAUGGAGAAGUAGGAUUUACAUGUGAUCACAAAAAGUGGCAAAAAUCAACUGAAACAUGUACAAGCCUUUCCUUGGAUACUCUCUUUCAGGACUCAGAUGAUGUAUCACGCCUUUCUGUGGUAGCACCCUCCAUACCUCUGCACAUUCUUGACUUUCGAGCUCCAGAGCCUAUUGAGAGCGUGGCUCAAGGAAUCCGUAAGAACUGCCCCCUUGAUUAUGCCUGCAUACUUGAUGUUGUGAAAUCAUCAGAAACCACAUCUGGAAACAUUGCAUUUAUAGUGGAGUUGUUAAAAAAUAUUUCUACAGACUUGUCUGACAAUGUUACUCGAGAGAAAAUGAAGAGCUACGGUGAAGUGGCUAACCACAUCCUCGACACCGCAGCCAUUUCAAACUGGGCCUUCAUUCCUGACGUGAACGCCAGCUCAGAUCUGCUGCAGUCGGUGAACAUGUUUGCUGGACAACUCCGAAUCCACAAUGAAUCUGAGAAUAUAGUGGAUGAACUCUUCAUUCAGACAAAAGGCUUUCACAUCAGCCGCAACACCUCAGAGAAAAGUCUGAACUUCUCCAUGAACUUGAACAACGCCACAGAAGCUAUCUUAGGAAUGGUAGAAAUUCCUCAGCAGGAACUAAGGAAGCUGCCGCCAGAUGCAUCUCAAGCCAUUAGCAUAGCUUUUCCCACGUUGGGGGCCAUUCUGAAAGAAGCCCACUUACAGAACGGGAGUCUUUCCAGACCUGUAAAUGGUCUGGUCCUUUCAGUGGUUUUACCGGAAAGCCUGAAAGAAAUCCUACUCACCUUUGAAAAGGUCAACAAAUCCCGGACUGCCAGGGCCCAGUGUGUCGGCUGGCACUCCACACAAAGGCGGUGGGACGAGAAGGUGUGUGACACGACGUUGGAUAGCAUGAGCAAAGUCAAAUGUCGCUGCAACUACACCAAUGCGCUGAUGUCUUUUUCUAUUCUGAUGUCCCCCAGAUUGGUGACUGACAAAGUUCUGGACUACAUCACCUGCAUUGGGCUCAGCAUCUCAAUCCUUAGCUUGAUUCUCUGCCUGAUCAUUGAAGUUACGGUUUGGUCCCGGGUGGUUGUGACCGAGAUAUCAUACAUGCGUCACGUGUGCAUUGUGAACAUAGCAGUGUCCCUGCUGACUGCUAAUGUGUGGUUCAUUGUAGGCUCUAUAUUUAACAGAAAGGACCAGGACUACAACUGGUGUGUUGCAGUGACAUUUUUCAGCCAUUUUUUCUACCUCUCUCUGUUUUUCUGGAUGCUCUUCAAAGCACUGCUCAUCGUCUACGGAAUACUGGUCAUUUUCCGGAGGAUGAUGAAGUCCCGCAUGAUGGCCAUUGGUUUUGCCAUUGGAUAUGGGUGCCCUUUGGUCAUUGCUGUCACCACGAUUGCAGUCACAGAGCCAGAGAAGGGCUAUGUGAGACAGGAGGCCUGCUGGCUUAAUUGGGACAAUACCAAAGCCCUUUUUGCAUUUGUCAUCCCAGCCUUGGUCAUUGUGGCUGUGAAUCUCAUUGUGGUUUUGAUUGUGGCUUUGAAUACUCAGAGACCCUCUAUUGGCAGUUCCAAGUCUCAGGAUGUAGCCAUAAUUAUAAGGAUCAGCAAAAAUGUUGCCAUUCUCACUCCAUUGCUGGGACUGACUUGGGGUUUUGGAAUAGCCACUCUCAUAGAAGGCACUUCUUUGAUAGUCCAUAUAAUCUUUGCCCUACUAAAUGCUUUCCAGGGUUUCUUCAUCUUACUUUUUGGAACCAUUAUGGAUCACAAGAUAAGAGACGCCUUGAAAAUGAGGAUGUCAUCACUGAAGGGGAAAUCGAGGGUAGCAGAGAAUGCAUCACUAAGCCCAACCAAUGGAUCUAAAUUAAUGAAUCGUUAAGAAUGAAAUGUUGCCUCCUUCCUUGAGGAUGUCCUGCAUAUGAGACUGAGAGUGAGCUCCUGGAGGAAGACAAGGAAGCCAGGCUUGCCUGAGGAGAGACUGCCAUGCUUCCUUGAGGGACAUUUUCCUUCUUCCAGCAGUGACACCCAAGCUCUUGAUGUGAAAAUAUUUGAUGAGAAAAGUUUGAGGAUGGCAUUUGGUGACUGGGCUUUAGCAAUGCUGAUAGACUGACCUGUUGACCUACACUUGAUGUACAAGAGGUUGCUUUCCUGGCCAAGCUUGGGAAGAUUAACAAUGAACCUGCCAAAAUGUUAUGGUCUCCUUGGCAAGACUGGGGUUACUGGGUUCCUACUGGACUUGUUCUGCUUUUCUUUCUGAUACCAGUGCUAUACCUCUAUGAUUCCAUCAUCAUCUCUUUGCACAGAUCCUGGGCACUUUGGGGAAUGGGGGCUCCAUCCAACUUCAGGGGUAGGGAUAAAAUAGCAAUGGGAGGGCUAGGCAGGAGAAACAGUCUACUUUGGAGACAGUUAAGACCUGUGAGCUCCCUAAAGGUAAGGAACAGAGGAGAAGUCUGAGAAUUAUUUAAUGUGUUUGUUAUUUUAAUCUAUGUUAGACAUUGAUGAAAUGAUUUAGUUUCUAGAAUCUUAGUUUCCUCAUCUGUGGAACAGAAAAAAUAUUCUUGUAGGUUUUACUGUUUGUGUGUUUUGUGUGUACCUGCACACAGAGUGUGUGCAUGUAUGUCUUUUUAAACUAGUAUAAAUAAAGAAAAUUCAGGUUGUUAUUUUAGAAAUAACAAUGAAUAUAUUUAACUUUCACAACAUGCUCAUGUGUGCCAUGAUGAAUUUCCUCACUGGUACCACAACAUUCUUGUGUACCAAUUCUAUUAUCAGUCCACCUGAACUCACUGUACAGACCUGCAAGAGGCUAGAGAAUGAAAUCCUAUCAUAUGCCCACAAUGAAGCAACUUAGAAAUAUUUGGCGAAAAGCACUACUUUGGACUGUUUUUCAG